CUCUGCUGCUUUCAUAUAUUUCGGUUGCGCCUUGUACACACCCCUUUUUCUCCUCUCUUUCUGGCCUCCUUCCACCACCCGUCCAUCCAUCUAUCCACCCACUCCACCGCUCACGCUAUACACCCUCUUCUUUUUGUGCUGCCUCCCACCCGAAAAAAGCCGGGACCCGACAACGACCACACGAACCAGGCGGCUUCAGUUCAUCAGUUCGUUCAGCAGAGUUGGUCGUUGCAGCUUUGGGUUUCAGUCGGACGUUUUUAUUUUUGAAUUCUUUUUUACCCUCGUUCACACACUGUAGACAUUGGUGAGAGAGAUCCUCACUCUUGUGGUCUGAAAGACGAAUAGAAACAAUAGGCCGGAUUAACUUAACUAUAUUUCAAGUGAACUAAACGAAAUGUGCUGAUCCUGAAAUGUCUGUUUAUCUAUUCUCGUGAAACCCGAAAAAUUGGAUUAAAUGAAGAGAAAAUCGGUAAAAGAAAAUGUUGAUCAAAAUUCCAAUGACCGGCAGAGUGCUCCACUGACGACGGUCUGGCAGCAUGGCAAUCUUCUUUUGAAAAAAGAGGCUAGAAAAGUCAAGAGACUACGAAAUCGGGGUAGUGUGAGAUGGUUCGAUUGCAGCCUCACCACACAUUCUACCACCUGUUGUUGAGUGACGAUCAUCGGCGACGAUGCAGAUGAAGGAUUUCCUAUUGUUAACAACAACCGAGAAGAACAGCUGAUAUGUGAGUGUUGUGUCGUAUUUGUGUGUACGUGUUACUUUCUAUAGCGGUGCUCUGUUCAAUAUCGACCGCAAAAACCCACGUUACGUGUAAACAGUGACCAUGACGGAAUCGACUCAAGUGGUGGUUUCUAAAGAACGAAGGAGGAUGUUGGAGAUGGCCUUUCCUCUAUACCUGAGUUACCUGACAUCGGAACAGAAACCGGCAGCGGCUUGUUUCGUCCCGGCCCAGGCCGGCAGUGGUGGUGGUGUUGCCGGAACGCCGGCUACCGGCACUGGAACUGGCGCACCUCCGCCCAGUGGCGGAGCCCGUGCUCCAACGGCUUCCGUUCAAGUCCAGGCCAAGACGAUGGAUGGAGCGCCCGUACCCGUUGUACCGAUGGAUUGCUACGAAGACAUGUUUCACGAAAUAGCCAAGAAAUUCUACGGUGAAGGAGCACUAGUGCCUGGAGGCAUCGUUCAACAAGGAACCGACCAGAACGGAACUGUUGCCGGUGGAGGAGGCCAGCAACAACAGCAAGGACAAGCCAAUUCACAGGGGGAAUUGGGUAUGAUGGAUCUAGACUAUCAAGCGGUUGGCAAAGAUGGCCAUUAUCAGACGACGGGUCAAGGAGCUUCAGCGGGACCCACGUUGAUUGUUCAGACGACAGGCGGUCCCGUGUUGCAAGUGACGAUGGAAGCGGCUCCGCACGUCAAUACGGGCGGACACCAUCCAUCGCCGCCAAAGAAACCCAAAAUGAGCGUCAAGUUAAAAAAAGCGGCGGCUGCAGCGGCGGCAGCGGCCGCAGCUGCUGCAGCAGCCGCCGCCGCCGCCGCUCAAAACAACAGCAACGCGGCCGGAGCCAGCGGCAAACCCGUCGAAUCCACAUGGGUGGAGAGCGAUGACCUACUACCAUGGAACUCGUCAAAAGUGGCUUCUUACAAUGCAACUCACAAGCUGUUUCGAUGCCUGGAUUGCGGCUGCGUGGGUUUCCUGGCCCGCAUCGCCGAGCAUUGGCUAGGAGCGCACGCCAACCUGCGUGUGUUCCAGUGCCCGCGUUGCCACUACAAUUCGGCGUGGGCUCGCUGCAUCCGGAUGCACCUGGCCCGCCAGCACAACGAACAGAACCCGGACAGUUCGCUGUGGCGCGAGAAUCCCGUGCUGGAGGAGGUGACCAAAUACCUAUUGGCGCUCAAGAACCGCGUCGAGAGCAAGGACGAAAUGCCGUCGCCAGGCAACGGAGCGGGCGGCGGAGGAGACAAACGGGAUACGGCGUACGAUUUACAAAAGAUUAAGAAAGCUGCGGGAGGUGAUGGUCAUCACGGUGGACAUCACGCAACGGCAGCCGCCGCCAAAGCACCAGCUGCUCACGUUGUUGUUGCCGCAACUGUUCCUCCUACUCAAGUCCCUUUUUACACAACCGUGGCGGUACAACAGCAACAACAACAACAACAGCAGCAAAGUAGCCAAUCGGUGGCCAGUCAAAACAAUCAACAACAGCAGCAGCAGCAACAACAGCAGCAGCAGCAACAACAACAACAGCAAGUGGCGGUCCAGCGUCCUCCUGCGACAGUUGUAGCGGCCUAUCAAUCCCAUUUGGGGUUGCCGGCCUUCCCCAGUCAGCCCACACCUACGCAAGCCUAUAAAAGUUACACAACACUCGGAGUGGAAGCCUUAGUCCGACCGACUCACACCAUCGCCACACCGACGAGUCAGCAGCAGCAGCAAAACAGUUCGACGUCGGGUCAGUCGUCUCAGGCGUCUGGCGGUGGCGAGAAGAAGAAGAAGGAAAAGUUGUACGCCUGCACCUAUUGCGCCUGGCGAGGAGUGGACAAUUGGUGCCUCAAACGCCAUCUCAACACCCACAUCAAACCCUACCUCUGCGUCCUGUGCGACUACAAAGCGGCCCGCUCCGAACGGCUGGCCACUCACGUCCACAAAGUUCACAAUAAGCGAAUUUGCGGCAAGUGCAACUUUUUAGCAGACGACCAGGACGCCCUCAGCCAACACAUGCGUGAACAUCAUCAGAAUCCCGUAGUCAAAUCGGAGAGGAGUAUCGUCAACGCCAAGGGCAAAAAGGCAAAUCAGCAGAAGCCACUGAUGGAUCAAAUGGAUGAAACGGGACCGGAUGUCGUGGGGAUGGAAAAUCGUCCUAAUCAAAUUCUGCUUCAGUGUGAACUGUGCGAUUUCCGUACCACCGAUGGCAACCUAAUUCAUGCCCACUUGGCCGAAAACCAUCACCGUUCAACAAAUGGUACAAUGGAAACCUGCCAAAACUGAUGGACUCGCCAAUACAAUCUAUUGGAAAGAAUAUAUAAUUUUACAUCCGUUUUAUUUGUAAUUUUGCACAAUUAACCUGAGUAGCCUUCAAGUAAUCCGUUCAUUUACACAGGUCGUCGUUAUGGUUUAAUAAUGUUCCCGUUAUAAUUUUUAUCGAAUGUUUACCCCUGCCAAUUUAAGUGUUGCCGAUUUAAAAAAAAUCACAUUCGAUUGUUUACAUCUAUGCUGCUGAAAAUAAAGAGUAAAAGACA
Molecule: messenger RNA, 3229 nt
Organism: Daphnia pulex (common water flea)
Lineage: Eukaryota; Metazoa; Arthropoda; Branchiopoda; Diplostraca; Daphniidae
Product: protein charlatan-like
Exons: 6
Coding region: 822-2978 (718 amino acids)
Biological process (GO): regulation of transcription by RNA polymerase II
Cellular component (GO): nucleus
Molecular function (GO): RNA polymerase II transcription regulatory region sequence-specific DNA binding; DNA-binding transcription factor activity, RNA polymerase II-specific
Source: RefSeq, a predicted model, not a curated record